AUGUUCCCAUCGUCUGGUUUCUUCGCCCAGCUGCCCUGUCCAGUCUGCCGGCGCGGCUGCGACCGACCCCACUGCUGGUACAAACAUGCCGAGGACAUGCGACAUGUUUGCGGUUAUUCUUCGCCGUCGUCUGGGUCGAGGUCUUCAUUAGCAGUUGCCCAAUAUGGCCAGCCAUCAGUCUGGGGUGUGGCUCAAGUCGUAAACGAUUCCACAGAUGAGCUCCAGCAGAUCAACAAGAAGAUCAAAGCAGCCAAGUUCGAAGUCGAGCGAGAGCAGAGGCGCCUGUUGGGCUACUGCGCCGCGGACAUCACCCCUACUGGGGAGGAAGGCAAAAAGGGAAAUGGUGAUUGGUACGGACAAGCUAAUGCUGUGCCUUCCCAAUCCAGAAAAUACGUGGUUGACAAUUCCAAACCGAGGACAGACUUGGAAUACGACCCCAUGUCCAAUUUCACAGCCGAAUUUUCGUCCUACAAAAAGACUUUAAAAGGGAAGAGCGUGUACCAGUGUGACAGAAAAAAGCCAAGUAGCCAGCAGGUGGCGACCUCCCCCCCUUGCUCUCCUGGGGUACAGCAUGACGCCGAUGAUGAUCCCAUCUUGACCGUCAAUAUGGCUGCAUCACCUGACAGGAAGUCUGCUCAGGCAGACUCAACUGACAGUGAUUCUGAUGCGCAAGUGGGACCAGAGCUGGAGAUAGCCCAGGAAAAGGCCCGAGAAGAAUCUGCCGAAGCUGUGAUUGACCUAACUGAGAGUCCGGAAGCCCCCGAUGCAACGAGUCCCAAUUCCUCUCAGUGUUCUCAAUCAGACGAUGAAGAAACCGUGCAUCAUCACAUUUCGAACCAGUAUGACGAACCACUUUUUGUGGAAGUCCCCAGGUCCGUUGAGUGCCACCCUCCCAAGAAGAGCGUUCAGGAAUUUGGUUCCACCGCUAAAUCCAAUACACGCCAUAGCCACCAGGAGCUGACCGAGAACGACGACGACGACGUCAUUGUCAUCAGUUCCAGCUCAGAUGAGGACCAAGACGAUCUGGACAUUGAGCUGUCUGACGGCGACCCGACGGAGGAGUGCUACCGCAUCUUCAUGGAGGCCAAAAACCAGGAGGUGGACCGCCAGGAGCAGCCGGUGGAUCCUGUAACCGUGGUGACAUCCCACAAGAAUGAGAUUCCAGCCGUAAAACCCAAAGAACUGCCAGAAAAGAGGAGGAUUGCACAUGAGUCCAAAGAGACAGAGGUUCCAGCAGCAAAAAGGAGACCAGAACCUCAGAUUCUGUUUCCACUACGAGGGCCAGUAACGCCAGCGGCCACGUCUCUGCACAAGGCCGUAGUUUUGAAGGCCCCGAUGAAAGGAGACAGAGCCUUCCAAUCGUCUGUUGGUCAGAAAAAGCAGGAGAUCCGGUCUGCACCAGUUCUUUCAGCUCCCGCGGCACCAGUCACCACUUUGCCUCCUCAAGAGAAUGUGUACAUAACCCCAGGCUCCACUGUGCUCAACGUGGGCAACAACUUGCAUCUGAUCCUGCCUCAGGGCGCAGUCCCAAUCACCUCCAACCUCAGCGAUGUCACCUCCGUCCUUACUCCAAUCACUCCAGGACACUCGGUCCCCAUAGCCAACAGGCCCGCCGGUGACUCAGCGGUAAGGCAUCGCUCUGUCACCCCUCUGCUCAUUCCUGCCACCCCUCUGAGAUUCUCCAGGUCCUCCAGGGCAAUGGCGCUUUCCACCACUGCUGGUAACGCGCCUAGCCGAUUGGCUGAUAAGCCUGCCACCACUAAACGAAAAGGGAAGCGGCAGGUCGACGAAGCCAAAGCCAAAGUUCCCCACGACAUCCGACAACGCUACGUCACUCAGUUCACCGAAGUGUUCCUCGAGUCUGUCGCCAACGUCGACGAGGCCUUCAAAAAGGCGGUGGCUGAGGAGAAAGUUGUGUACAACCGUAGCGUCAACAAACUCAAGUAUCUCAGCGUGGCUGUGAAUGCUCUCAAAAGGUUAAAAAAGCAGAAUUGUGUCGCCAUGAGAGAUGACUCUUCUUUGUAUGACUUUUUGCGGGACUACAUACUGAGCGAAGAGGAGCUAAUUGAGAGGAACUUUCCCAUCCAGCACCCAGAAAAAGCUGGCUGUGCUGUUCUGUUCGCCAACAAGAAGGCCAACAAUGACCCCAUGAAGAGGAUUUGCUGUCGCUGCGGAGCCAUGUACUCUGUCAACAGAGCGGGUAAACACACCCGAAUGGAGGAGUGCAACUAUCACUAUGGUAAAGGAGUGGAGAAGAGAGUGCCCGGCGGAGUUGAAACUCGCUACAGCUGUUGCCAGGGAGUGAUGGGAGCACCCCCUUGUCAAAUAUUUAAGUUGCACGUGCACGAUUCCCUGGCCAUGGAUGGCUUUGUGGCCAGCCGCCCCAAACAUCCUGAGGAUACUGGGUGCCCCGGAGUCUACGCACUUGACUGUGAAAUGUGUUACACCAUUCAAGGCCUGGAGCUAUCACGAGUGACUGUUGUGGACUCGAGCCUCCAAGUGAUCUACGACACGUUUCUCAAGCCGCACAAUGAGGUCAUUGACUACAACACCAGAUUUUCAGGUAUCAGUGAAGAAGAUGUGAGGGACGUCCAAACGUCUCUCGCGGAGGUGCAGAAGACCUUGUUGAGCUUCAUCAGUACCGAAACCAUCCUGAUCGGGCACGGUCUGGAAACUGAUCUCUGUGCCCUCAAGUUGCUCCACGGCACGGUGGUGGAUACAGCAGCAGUCUUCCCCCACCGCUUGGGCCCCCCACACAAGUUGAGCCUCAACAGACUCACAGCUGAAUACCUGACCCGGAUCAUCCAAGAGAGCGUGUGCGGUCACGACACAGCGGAGGAUGCCGUCGCCUGUAUGGAGCUCAUGUUGCUGAAGCGUAGAGACUCCAAAGGAAAAAAAUGA
Molecule: messenger RNA, 2901 nt
Organism: Nerophis lumbriciformis (worm pipefish)
Lineage: Eukaryota; Metazoa; Chordata; Actinopteri; Syngnathiformes; Syngnathidae
Source: RefSeq, a predicted model, not a curated record